Messenger RNA from Homalodisca vitripennis (glassy-winged sharpshooter), 7195 nucleotides. RefSeq names its product serine/threonine-protein phosphatase 6 regulatory ankyrin repeat subunit B-like. Gene Ontology annotation, molecular function: protein binding. Lineage: Eukaryota; Metazoa; Arthropoda; Insecta; Hemiptera; Cicadellidae. The transcript is spliced from 3 exons. The record is from RefSeq and is a predicted model, not a curated record. The coding region runs from base 1452 to 5888 and encodes 1478 amino acids.
AGAAUAACCUGUUUCUGUAAAUAUCUGAUUUUAAAAAUAGAUGAAAUUUAUUCAGUUGGCAGGAAAAAGUGAACGAAACGUUCAAGGUGAACGGGUCUUUUGAAACACUCUGAUCACCUGACUGACCCGUUCGAAUUGAACGAGUCAAGACCAAGCGAUACAUCUCUAAUGGCCAUUGCCACUGCAUGGCCAACCUCACAACAAAAUGCAAGCUCCCUGGAUACGUCUAGGGCUAUAUUAAUCGGUUAAAUUAAUAUUUUACGCUUAGACAGCGACACUUGCAUUAUAGACCUACACAUAAAAAUAUAAUAUAGUUAUAGAACAGGUAAAGUAGCUGUAGUGUAAACAAAACUGUUCGAGUCAGACACAAUCCACACAGCUGAUAAACAGAGAAGAAAAGGUGCAGGUCCCACUCUCCCACCACAACUCUCCGCCGGAGGGGAACCCCUCCUGCGCGGUAUUGCUUAGAUAUUUGCUUCUGCGCAGGUUUCUUUGCAAGCGGUUUAUCUAUAGUCUGGUUAUUUUAUAGCCACACCUCGUAUUAUUAUAUAUAGGGUGUCCCAUAACUUUCUGGACAAAGGUAUAUCACGUUAUUGCUUAGCUUGACAAACAUAUUUCAUGAUAUCAACAUAGGUCUAUGGCCCACAUAGAGGUUCUCAGCGAAUAUCCAGCAAUACUAAAACUGAAUAAACGGCAGCUCUCAAGUUGCUUUGCACUAUUAUUUAAGUUGAGUUUUGAUACUCUUCAACAUGUUCAUUACGACGGCUAAAUAUCCGGACUGUUUAUAUGCCAUUGAAUUUUUUAAUAUUAGUGACCGAUAACAGUAAUUGUUUCUUCAACAUUAAAUCUCUAAGUAAUCAUGAAAACAGUAUGUGGGCUUCACAAUUGUUGCACGAAAAAGUAUUUAAAUUUGAUAUUUCAAUGUUUAUAUGUCUACCCCUAGGGAUUCGGAUUCAUAACAAAAUUAAUUAACCUAAAUAAAGAAAAAUAAAUUGUGCACCCAACAGGGUACAUGGUAGUCUAAGUUAUUUGUAUAAGCACAAGCUCAUAUUUCACAAAGACAAGCAAAAAAAAAAAAAAUAUUCACAAUAAAAUGCUUGACGUUUACCCCAUUGGACAUUCUACACGCUUUAUGUAAGCCCGGUGUGUGUCCGAUCAGGUACUCUACAUCAGUUAUGAAAAAUCGCGUUUACCCAAGGGGUACAUGUUGUGAAUAUGUUAAUAUUUCCUUUAUCGCCCAUAAAACUGAAUCUUGUUCAAGGGUUUAAUUUCAUACACUGUAUAGAUGAGUAAUGAUAACGGUCUUAUUACUUUUGUUUUGUUUCAGGCCUUGGAACAACAUAGUAACAUUUCUUAUCGGAGCCAAUUUCAACACAGCUAUUCCUUCACAAGUAAAAGUCAGUCAUAUAAUUGAUUAACAAAUACAAAAGUGGUCUUGAUAAUAAUUAAACAUGAAAAUGGUCCCUGAAAAAGUACAGAUCUCUUUGAUGAAGGAAAUGGAGACCUUACUAAAUCAAGGUCAGGAUGUAAAUGCCCAAGAUGAAUACGGUAGAACACUUCUGGACAAAGCGGUUUGGAGGAGUUCAGAGCCUGCAGUUGAUCUACUGCUGGAGAGGGGAGCAGAUGUUAAUAUUUAUAACAACAGAGGAAGAUCUCCUUUACAUUUGGCUGUCUAUAGAAAUAAUGAAAUUAUUUUGGGAAAAUUGUUUGAGAAAGGAGGCAUUCUAAAUCUACUAAAUCAUGAAGGGAAAUCUCCUCUUCAUUUAAUAAUUAAAAGAAGAUGUUUAAAAAUGAUUGAAACUCUUAUAGACAAAGGAUUUGAUUUGGAAAAUGAAGUGUGUGGUUACCCACUCUUUCAUUAUUUUGUUUACAUACAUUAUGUAUCGGGAGUGGAGUUAUUGUUAAGGAAAGGAGUAAAUUUGAACUGCAAAGACAAACGAGGUAGUAGUCCUCUUCAUAUCGCCAUUCGCAGACUGCACAUCGAUAUUACACAAAUGCUUCUCAACAAAGGUGCAAUGGUGGAUAUCAGGAAUAAUGAAGGUGAGACACCUCUUUACUCUGCUAUUCAAAAAAACUUUAAAGCUGGUGUUGAGUUAUUGCUUAGGCAAGGUGCUAACGUGAACUUAAAGUGUUUCGAAACUACACCACUUCAUCUGGCUGCUAUACAAAUGAAUGUAGAUAUAUUUGAUGCAUUGUUAAAUCAUGGUGCCAAUAUAAAUGAGAGAGACGAGGAAGGUAAUACAGUUUUACACAAUGCAGCACAAGUGGAUUUUAUUUAUGGCGUUAAAACAAGUUUAAAAAGAGGUGCCAAAGUAAAUGAGAAAAACUUUGGCGGCCAAACACCUCUUCAUCUUGCUGAGUCAAAGGAGAUAUGUGAGAUAUUGCUGGAUAAUGGAGCUUUACUGGAGGUAAGAGACUGCAUAUCGGGGGAUACACCUUUCCUUAGAGCAGUCCAGUAUAAAAUAUGUACUAUAGUAAACUUUCUGUUGGAAAGAGGAGCAGAAGUUAAUAUGAAAAAUUAUAGAAGAGAGACUGCCCUUCAUAUGGUGGUGAAUGAUUUGGAAAAAGUAAAAACUAUAUUAGAUCAUGGUGGGGAAGUAAAUAUAAAAGACAUUGAAGGAGAUACUCCUCUCCAUGUAUUCAUUUCUCAUGGGUUUGAUUCUGAAUGUAUUGAGCUCCUGCUUGAAAGGCGAGCAGGUGUAAACAUAAAGAACAAUGCAGGUCUUACUCCUCUACAUUUGGCAGUUUUGAACAACCGAACAUCUGUAAUUGAGUUGUUGUUAGAUAAUGGUGCCGACGUUUUCCUAAAAAAUAAGGAAAACAAGUCACCACUUCACCUUGCACUCUACAAUUGUGGAGAAGAGUUUGGAUCAGAAAUAAGUGUUAUGUUAGACAAGGGAACUAUGUUGAACUUUAAGGACAGAGACACAAACAGUCCUCUUCACUUUGCUGUUUCAAAUGGGGAUUACGAUCUGGUCAAAGCAUUGAUAGAUAAUGGAGCUUGUUUGAAACUCAAAAAACAACAAAUGUCAAAGUCCUCUCCAUAUAGCUGUUUCAAGAUCAUUUCAACCAGUAGUUCAACUACUGUUAGAGAAAAAAGCAAGCGUGACAAUGUCCCACCUAACAAAUCUUUGUCAGUGAAGUCAUUUUUGGCCAAACACAACAUUCCCAUCUUAGAUCAUCCACCCGACUUGGCCCCCUGGGACUUUUUUGUUCCCCAAAAUCAAUAUUUUAAUAUGAAAAUGGUUCCUGAAAGAAUUCAGAUCUCCUUGAUGGAGGAAAUGGAGGCAUUAUUAAAUCAAGGUCAAGAUAUAAAUGCCCAAGAUGAAUACGGCAGAACACUUCUGGACAAAGCAGUUUGGAGGGGUUCAGAGCCUGCAGUUGAUCUACUGCUGGAGAGGGGAGCAGACGUUAAUAUCUGUAACAACAGAGGAAGGUCUCCUUUACAUUUGGCUGUCUAUAGAAACAAUGCAACUAUUUUUGGAAAAUUAUUUGAUAAAGGGGGCAAUCUAAAUCUAGUAAAUAAGUUGAAAUCUCCUCUUGAAUUAAUAAUUAAAAGAAGAUGUUUAAAAAUAAUUGAAACUCUUAUUGACAAAGAAUUUGUUUUUGAAAAUGAAGUGCAUGAUUUCCCACUCCUUCAUUAUUUUGUUUACAUACAUUAUGUAUCGGGAGUGGAGGUAUUGUUAAAGAAAGGAGCAUAUUUGAACUGCAAAGACAAACGAGGUAAAAGUCCUCUUCAUAUCGCCAUUUGCAGACAGUACAUUGAUAUUACACAAAUACUUCUCAACAAAGGUGCAGUGGUGGAUAUCGGGGAUAAUGAAGGUGAGACACCUCUUCACUCUGCUAUUAAAAGAGACUUUAAAGCUGGUGUUGAGUUAUUACUUAGGCAAGGUGCUAACGUGAACUUAAAGUGUAACAAAACUACACCACUUCACCUGGCUGCUAUAAAAAUGAAUGAAGAUAUAUUUGAUGCAUUGUUAAAUCAUGGUGCCAAUAUAAAUGAGAGAGACGGGGAAGAUAAUACAGUUUUACACACUGCAGUAGUAGUGGAUUUUAUUUAUGGUGUUAAAACAAGUUUAAAAAGAGGUGCCAAAGUAAAUGAGAAAAACUGUGGCGGCGAAACACUUCUUCAUCUUGCUUAUUCAAAGGAGAUAUGUGAGAUAUUGCUGGAUAGUGGAGCUUUACUGGAGGCAAGAGACUUUUUUGGGUUUACACCUUUCCUUAUGGCAGUCCAGGGUGACUUAUGUACUGUUAACAUUCUGUUGGAAAGAGGAGCAGAAGUAAAUGUGAGAGAUAAUACAGGAAGGACUGCCUUUCAUCACGUAGAGGAUGAUUUGGAAUCAUUAAAAACUAUAUUAGAUUAUGGUGGGGAAGUAAAUAUAAAAGACAAUGAAGGAAAUACUCCUCUCCAUGUACUCAUUUCUCGUGGGUUUUAUUCUGAAUGUAUUGAGCUCCUACUUAAAAGGCAAGCAGGUGUAAACAUAAAGAACAAUGCAGGUCUUACUCCUCUACAUUUAGCAGUUUUGAACAACCGAACAUCUGUAAUUGAGUUGUUGUUAGAUAAUGGUGCCGACGUUUUCCUAAAAAAUAAGCGAACUAAGUCACCACUUCAACUUGCACUGUACAGAAAAGCGGUAAGGCCAGUAAUAAGUGUUAUGUUGGACAAGGGAACUAUGUUGAACUUUAAGGACAGAGACACAAACAGUCCUCUUCACUUUGCUGUUUCAAAUGGGGAUUAUGAUCUGGUCAAAGCAUUGAUAGAUAAUGGAGCUUGUGUGAACUCAAAAAACAGCAAAUGUCAAAGUCCUCUGCAUAUUGGUGUUUCAAGAUCAUUUGAACCAAUAGUUCAACUACUGUUAGAGAAAGAAGCAAGUGUGAAUGUCGGGGAUGCUGAAAACAGAACCUCCCUUCAUUUGGCUGUCUUGGCAAACAAUAAGACUUUGGUUGAAGCAUUAAUUGAUAAAGGAGCAGAUGUAAAUAAUAAAGACAAUCGAGGGAGUACCCCUCUCCAUUAUGCAAUUUUAUGUACAAACUUUGAAGUAAGCAUUCUUUUAAUCCAUAAAUCAAUUGUAAACCUUAGAGAUAAGUGUUAUAGAACACCACUUCAUUUAGCAGUCUUGUACGAGUUUGAUGCUGUAGUUGAUCCUUUACUUGCCUCAGGAGCUAAAGUAAAUUUGAGUGACAAGAAAAGGAACACACCUCUCCAUUAUGCUGCUCAAAAUAAAUCAGAGUCAUUAUCCAGAAAGCUUUUGGAGAGAGGAGCUAUAGUUGAUAUUCAAAACUCAAAAGGACAAACGCCCCUCCACGUGGCUAUAAAUCAUCUACGGUUCACUGAAGGUAACUGUGUUCGAGUGUUGCUGGAUUAUGGGGCUACCAUGGAUGAUAUAAAAGAUUAUAAAGGGAAAACACCAGUAGAAUAUAGAGAGGAAUCUGCAGAUCUGCCAGUUUUGUUUUUAGAAACAAUCAUAAAAACUUGCUGUGCUAAUUUAGAACUAAAUUUGAAUAGUAAAGUUGUGUCAGACCUCAAAUCUUAUGGUGAACUAGUUCAUUUUCAAAACACUUGCUUAACUGAAUUGAAAUACAUGAAAAAAAAGAAAAUUGGCAGCAAUAAUCUCUAUGAUGUGUUUUCCAAAUACAGGGAUCCUAAAUUUUCUAUGAAACAAUCCAUGGUAGAAGCGAUUUAUUCUCCCACUUUGGAUGUAGAGUUUCCAUUAUAUGCCUCAUUUUUGAGAGGAACAUUUCAGAGAGCAAAAGUUAGGCAUAAAUUGUUAGAUUUAGCGGUAGAAAAAAUGAGUGCUACAAUUGAUAUAACAUUGCCAAAUGAGGUGAAAAGGCAUAUUAUGUGUUAUUUAAGUGACCGAGAAUUGAAAACUUUAUUGUACAAAUAAGUGUGUGCACUAAGUAACGUGUGUUUGUUAACAUUUAAAAUAACUGCCUCUUAUUGUAUAAAAAUGCUACAAAAUAUCACAAUUAGUUCUACAGCAAGUAACUUACAGCUGUGAAAGCAUUAAUUUAGUAAGCAGAGAUAAUGUUCAUUUUAAAUAAGAAUACAUACAUUUUUGUUUCUUGAUUUACUUUUUGUUGUCAUCUACCUGUAUAGUACGAAAACCAUUACAUUUUAGAAUACCAGUGUAUAACAUAUUAAUGAUCCAAGUACAUUACCGUUAAUUUUAUACUGAAAAAUAACAUUGAUAACAUUUGCUUCAAACAGUGGAAUAAAGUUUAGUAAUUAUUAUGACAGAUAAGAUUAUACCUGGAUAAUAAUAAUAAUUUUAAGGAUAGAUAAAACAAUAACUAAAUGUAACUUUCUUUCAUAUGUUAGAAACACGUAUUCAUACUCAAAAAUGUUAGUGAAUAAACUAAACUAUCAGAUGUAAUUUAUUUUAUUUCUAAUUAUUUAAGAACAGUUUACUUCUGUAGAAAGUAACUACACUUUGAAAUAUAUAUAUAUAUAUAUAUAUAUAUAUAUAUAUAUAUAUAUAUAAAAUCAAAAGGAGUUAGUCAUAACUUUUAAUAUAAAAUAUUGAUACAUCUUCACGUACUUUGUUCCUGCCAUAGACUAGACUUUUUACAAAAGUUGGAAAGUGUUUGAAAUCAAAAUAUCCGUUCUGGCUUAGUCGGAAGAAAGAUGGAUUUCACAACGACUGUUAUCUUUAAAUGUUAAACUGAACAUGCAUUAUUACUCUAGAGAACACUAAACUAACUAGCAGAGUUACAAUAUUGGGAAUAUAUAUUCUUAGUUUAGGACAUGAACAAUUUGACUAAGUAGUGGUAAUAUUUGUCUGUCUAUUCCACGAAUCAUUAUGGUGUUUAUUUAUUUAUUCUAAGAUUUCAUUAAUUAAAAUGUAUUCGUGGUUGUUUAGAAAGAAGGCUGCGAUAUGAAAACUGAAGUAGAAAUGAUUCCUUUAGGUUUCAUUUGAGUACCAUGACACUACGCUGGUAUUCUUUGAAUACACCACCGUACAUAUUUUUAUAUACCGUAUUGGAAGUUUAAUUAAAUCCGUAAUAUAUUUUUAAACUACAAAGUACUACUUUGUUAAUAAUUAAUUUAAAUGUAAAACACCGUGUGUUUACUAUUUAAAAUAAUGUUUAUAAAUAAAAAUUUAAUUUGUAUGUUUAGAUAAGCAGUGUUUGUAUAGAAGACGUUUUGUUAAUACAGAGUAUUUAACGUUUCAUAUUAAAUAUUUUGUAUCGA